GCCUCAGUUCAUGGAGCAACUGAGCUAUUUAAAAGAAAGAAGUAAGUCUCCAGUAGAGAUGGAUCGAUGUGAUCACCUGACCACUUGCCUUCUGCUGUCCUGUAAACUAGAAAGCAGUAACACCCAUCCCAAACCCAUAGCUAGAACACCACAGAGACCCAAGACCGCUAUGGCAGCUCUAGGAGGAAAUAUAUGGGACCCAUAUGAAACAACAAUGAAUCGUGAGUACACACAUAAGGGCUGUCCACAAACUCAAGCAGUACGCCCUAAAACAUCAAAAGGCUACAGAAACCCAUACAUCCUUAGUGAUCCAGUUGGGAUAAGUAUUUACAGUGAUGAGUUUUCUUGGAAACCGUAUUCUAAGCCUGAACCAAUUAGAGCAGCAACAGCUUCUGGAGCAAGAAGUAACAACCCUAUUCCUAAUCAGGCCUUUAUGAUAUGGAGACUCCCACGUGAAGAAAAAAACAUGUCUGAUAAUCGUUCACCUUUAAAGAAGCCAUUGACUCCUUUGAAGACGCCAACAAUUGAAGAGAUUAAAAAAGCAAUGAAGGCCCAGUAUUGUACCACUUAUAGAGACGACUAUGUAGGAAUACCACAAGGCUUUCAAGUGAAAUAUGCCAUUAAUUCUCCAACCAACUGGAAAACAGAAAUCCCUCAUCCUCCAGACACAGAGACGAGAUUUAACUACCAGAUUCAGCCCCAUGCUCCCGAACUCCUGGAUUUCACUCAUAAGUAUGGAUGUUACGCAAACAGACGUGUUCCUGCUAAAGGAUCUGUUCCCACUGUGAUAUAUUCUCACAUACGUAAUCAGGAAAAUAGAAAACACUUGACCACAUAUCAGAGGCAUUACGGUAAAGAAUAUGUUGACCUUGCUGCACUUGCAAGCUCUUUGGAUCCAGAAGACCUGAGGAAGUAUUUGAAGUGUGUUCUAAAAGAUGAAAGAAGAGCACAUGAGAAAUUUGCUAAAACUGCCCGUGGAACUGACAUUCAAAAUGUAACAUCAAAAUUACCUCAAACCCAAAACACCAAAUACUUCCAGCAACAGAAAAAGAUGUGAAUAUUUCUUUAAAAACAGAUUUAAGGGUGUUUUUUUUUUUUUAAUUGUGGUACCUUUUGUGUUAGGUUCCACAAUGAUAUCGUGCCUGUAAAAAUAGUGGCUAAAUUAAAAUAUAUUGACCUAUG
This is a messenger RNA of Bombina bombina (fire-bellied toad), 1182 nucleotides long. RefSeq names its product testis expressed 26 (gene TEX26). The transcript has 7 exons. The record is from RefSeq and is a predicted model, not a curated record. Gene Ontology annotation, cellular component: cytoplasm. Lineage: Eukaryota; Metazoa; Chordata; Amphibia; Anura; Bombinatoridae. The coding region runs from base 11 to 1057 and encodes 348 amino acids.